Messenger RNA from Oppia nitens, 3231 nucleotides. Its product is annotated as lysosomal alpha-mannosidase-like. Gene Ontology annotation, cellular component: lysosome. Gene Ontology annotation, biological process: mannose metabolic process. Bases 235 to 3231 code for a protein of 998 amino acids. The transcript has 6 exons. The record is from RefSeq and is a predicted model, not a curated record. Gene Ontology annotation, molecular function: alpha-mannosidase activity; carbohydrate binding. Lineage: Eukaryota; Metazoa; Arthropoda; Arachnida; Sarcoptiformes; Oppiidae.
AAAUGUGGUUAUAAUUCAUGUCAUAAGACCAAAGCUGACAAACUAAAUAUACAUCUCAUACCCCACACUCACGAUGACGUGGGCUGGGAGUUGACGGUUGAUCUCUAUUAUGACAUAUUUGUGCGAAAAUUAAUUACAAAUGUUGUGACUGAGCUUGAGUUGAAUGCCGACCGGAGAUUCACUUACGUUGAGAUAUAUUUUUUUCAUCGGUGGUGGUCUGAACAGACAACUAAUAUGAAGGAAAAAGUUAAACGAUUGGUCAAUAGUGGACAAUUGGUCUUCACUAAUGGAGGAUGGACUGUCAAUGAUGAAGGAACUGCUCAUUAUAAAGAUAUAAUUAACCAAUUGACACUGGGUUUAAAAUUUUUGCGCUCCGAGUUUGGCUCGUGUGGUAGUCCGACUGUCUCGUGGCAAAUCGACCCGUUUGGGGCCACACGUGAAAUGGCAUCACUGUAUGCACAGAUGGGCUUUGAUGGACAUGUCAUUAAUCGUGGUGUCCAUCCAAAGGGUGACUUCAUAUGGAAGUCUUCCGACGAUUUAAAUACAACUAUAUUUUCUACUGUUCUUCACAAUCAUUAUUCGGCGCCUAAAGGUUUCAAAUUUGAAUUAAAAGAAAAUGCUUUCAAUGAAUCCAAUAAAGAAGCAAAAGUUAAAGAAUUUAUGGACAUAUCUCGACAGUGGAGUAAAGAUUAUGGAAAUACAAAUCAAGUAUUGAUGACAAUGGGAGACGACUUUCAAUACUUAGAGGCCAAAAGUUGGUUCACAAAUAUGGAUAUACUUAUUGAGGAAAUCAAUAAAAAAUAUUCCGAUUCUAUCGAUAUAUUCUAUUCAUCGCCCGAUUGCUAUAUAAAAGCUAUGAAUGAUUUGAAUAAAACAUUUGAAGAAAGAGGAGCCGUUGAUUACUUGAAUUAUUGGACCGGAUAUUAUACAAAUCGACCGGCACUCAAAUAUUACAAUAGAGUCAAUAAUAAUAUGUUACAGGCUAGUAAACAAUUAUCUGUAUUAUCAAGAUUAGAUAUUAAUAAAUUCAAUGUGUUUUUAAAUGAAGCAAACAAUCAACAGUCAAUUAUGACACAUCACGACGCUAUCACCGGUACUUCACCGCAGGCCACGGCUGAUGACUAUACCAGUCGAUUGCAAAGCGGUUACACCGCCGGUAAAGCUAUUAUUGAAAAAGCUUACAGUUAUGUUAAACAUAAUACAAAAGAUGCAUCAAAUGAUGUAUUUUGUGAUGUAUUAAAUAUAACGGACUGUAAACUAACUGAAACUAAUGACAAGAUCGCUGUCACCGCUUAUAAUCCAAUCGCCAGAACAAUAGAAAAGAAAAUAAGAGUUCCCAUCACUGAUGGAAAAUAUAAUGUCUUUGAAUCUAACGGUAAAAAGGUAUCAAAUGUGGCUUUACUUCCCGUAUCAGAAGCGGUCAAACAAUUGCCCGAACGUAAGGGUAGUCUUAGUACACAUGAGUUGGUAUUUUCGGCUCAAUUACCUGGACUUGGAUUUAAUACAUAUUUCAUAGAAAAAGUUAAUAAUAAUUUUUCUAAAAAAAAACUAAGUCAUAUAAAGCAAAGAUCUAUUGAUAUGAAAGGAAAAUCAUUUAUACUACAAAUUAAUGAAACUACCGGUGCUUUGAAGUCCAUAACAAUUAAUGGAAAGAUAUAUAAAUUAAAUCAAUCAUUCAAAUGGUAUAAAUCAAUUGGUGGUCAGCCAGGAAAAGAAGACUCAGGUAGUUAUAAUUUUUGUCCGGACGGUAUGGCCAGGGAUUAUCCACAACAGAGUCUCAUAUCAAGACAUACGGAUAAUGGCGUACAUGAACUCAAUCAACAGUUUUCUGAUUAUAUUCACCAAACUGUUCGCACUUAUGAAGACAGAGAUUACAUUGAGUUUGAUUGGACUGUAGGUUCAAUACCAGUCAAUGAUAAUUUAGGAAAAGAAAUUAUUACACGUUUUGAGUCCGACUUAAUAACUAACGGAUUAUUUUAUACGGAUUCAAAUGGCAGACAAACCAUGAAAAGAGAGUUAAAUUUAAACUCAACUCUUUGUAAUAAUAAUUAUAUUUCUGGAAAUUAUUAUCCUAUUUAUAACAAAAUAUAUAUCAAAAAUGAUAAUCAAGGUAUACAAAUGUCUGUACUAAAUGAUAGAACACAAGGAGGAUCUUCAUUGAUUGAGGGAACAGUUGAACUAAUGGUUCACAGAAGACUCUUAUAUAUAGGGGUCGGAGGAAGCUUUAAAAUAGAUGAGCCGGGAGUCGAUGGCAAAGGAUUAGAAGUCAGAGGAAAACAUUAUUUGUUUUUCAAUACUAUUCAAAAGUCACCGCAAUUAGUAAGAAGUUUAGCGGAGAAACUUUUAUUGCCACCGAUUAUCACAUUCAAUACAUACUCGACUAUUAAUGACUACAAAAUCAAAUAUCAGACCCAAUGGUCACCAAUGGGUCAAUCACUUCCCGAAAACAUUCAUUUAUUAAGUCUUGAAAAUUGGUCACAAAAUCAAGUGUUGCUUCGUUUGGAACACAUAUACGAGUCUUCAGACAAUAAUUUGUUAUCAAAACCAAUAGAUUUGAGUUUAGAUAAUAUAUUCAAAUCAUUCAAUAUUUUAUCGGCAAAUGAAAUGAAUUUAGCGGCGAAUCAGUUGUUGUCACAAACAAAACGAAUGAAUUGGAACUCAAAACAUACUUAUUAUGACAAUCGACAUAACAGUGCCAUCGAUGACACUAACAAUCUAACGGUGCGAUUGACUCCACAACAGAUCCGUACUUUUAUUCUUACAAUUGAUAAUAAUUAUCAUAAAGAAGAUGAAUGUACUUACCGUUGGGUAAAUGCUAAACAGUCGUCAAUUCCUACCGAUGCUUAUGUCGCCGGUUAUGAUGUCGACAAAACACCACUUAAUGUGUGUCGUUAUAAAUAUAAAGACGAUAUGAUUGCUGGAAAAGCCGAUAAAAAUCUGGGAUGUGUUUUGACUUAUGGAGGAAAAGAAGUUUACAUUGAAAAUGAUCAAACAUUUGAAGUAUUAAUAGCUAAUAAUGUCCAAUGGGUUCCCCGACAUGGAGAGGACCCGAUACCCGAAGGAGCUCUAAUUGUUGGCACUAAAGGUGAUCCAAAUGCCAAAACAUAUAUCGGUCGGUGUUUUACACAUAACGCAGAAAUACCCGGAAAAGUUGACUAUAAUUUCUAUUACAGUAUUAAUGGUGAAGUAAAAACUGAUUGUUUGAAUCAUUAUAUACUUGUAUGCAAUUAA